Molecule: messenger RNA, 492 nt
Organism: Lodderomyces parapsilosis
Lineage: Eukaryota; Fungi; Ascomycota; Pichiomycetes; Serinales; Debaryomycetaceae
Product: TRAPP subunit
Exons: 1
Coding region: 1-492 (163 amino acids)
Biological process (GO): endoplasmic reticulum to Golgi vesicle-mediated transport
Cellular component (GO): TRAPP complex
Source: RefSeq, a predicted model, not a curated record
AUGAAAGUAUACUCCAUCCUUAUACUCAACAAAGCCGGUGGCCUAAUCUACCAAAAUGAACUACAACCUGGGCUCUCCAAACUCACGGCAAAUGAUUAUCUCGUUCUAGCGGGGACGCUUCACGGUGUUCAUGCUAUAGGUUCGAAACUUGCACCAACAAUAUCAACGACAUCGAAAUCAGAAGCAGCUUCACAAAAUGCUCAAAUAUUAUCUACGGGUAAACAGAUGAGUUCGAAUACCAAUCGCACGGGGUUGAAAAGCGUCGAGACUGAUUUAUUCAACUUGUACAUAUUUCAAACUGUUAGCGGGCUAAAAUUUGUAUUGAUAACAAUGCCAAACUUGGAUCCAAUUGAAGUGCAGCGAACUGAGGAUUUGUUUAGAUAUCUAUACGUGGCAUAUUCUGAUUACGCUAUGAAGAAUCCGUUUUAUUCAAUGGAUAUGCCUAUAAAGAGCUCAUUGUUUGAUACGAAAGUGAAGGAAAUAUUGCUAUAA